AUGAGUCGUAAAUUAUCAUCAAAAGUUGAUUGGAGUACCAUGGUAGAAGAGGAAGAGACUGAACAGCAAGUUGGACCAGUGGUUGACCAGCAGCCCAGUGAUAAAAAACCUAAACAGGAGGAGCCACCUACUGAGAGUCAGGAUGUUAAACCUCAGGAAGCACAAGCAGAAGCAGGAGCAUCUGAGGUUCAAGGCCCUGACCCGGAAGCUGUUCUCCAGGAACAGGAUCAGCCAAAGACUGGAGGUGAGAGCAGUGGUGUUAAGUACAAGAUUUUAGGCAAACUGGAACCCAGUAACAUUCCAGAAAGAGGGGAAGGAAACCCACCCAUCUAA
This is a messenger RNA of Pipistrellus nathusii (Nathusius's pipistrelle), 333 nucleotides long. The record is from the annotation of a GenBank genome assembly. NCBI's taxonomy places the organism in Eukaryota, Metazoa, Chordata, Mammalia, Chiroptera, Vespertilionidae.